AUGAGAAACGACGACGGCGGAAAGACGGUGCACCUUUUGUACGAAGAGGUGGACGAGACCGACGUCGAGAUCAUCCACGUGCCUUCGCCAGCGCUGGAGGAGCGGAAAGCAGACGCCUACAGAUACCCACGCACAGGAAGCAAAAACCCUCAGGCAACGCUCAAAUUAGCAGAGAUCAAAACGGACCAUCAAGGACGAAUCCUCAGUGCGCAGGAGAAGGAGCUGGUGGUUCCCUUCACCUCCCUGUUCCCUCAGACUGAAUACAUUGCUCGGGUUGGCUGGACGAGCGACGGAAAAUAUGGCUGGGCAGUGCUGUUGGACCGCAGUCAGAGGAGGCUGCAGCUCGUCCUCCUCCCUCCCGCGCUCUUCGUCCCGGUCACAGAGGACGCUUCAGUGCGACAGGAGCAUUUAGAGGCCACGCCCCCGAACGCACAGCCCUACAUCAUCUACGAGGAGACCACCGACGUCUGGAUCAACGUUCACGACAUAUUUUAUCCUUUUAUCCAAACGUCGGACGAGGAGUUUAGCUUCAUUUGGGUGAACGAGUCCAAAACGGGAUUUAGCCAUUUGUAUAAAGUUACGUCUCUAUUUCAACCGCGGUGUUACCGGUGGGCAGAGGGGUACCAGCAUUCAGCAGGAGAUUUCACAUGUGCAAUCAAGGAGGACGUCACGUUGACUUGUGGCGAAUGGGAAGUUCUGGCGAGACACGGAUCGAAGAUCUGGGUGAACGAGUCGACCAAAGUGGUGUACUUCCAGGGCACGAAAGACACGCCCCUGGAGCACCACUUCUGCUCCGUCAGCCAGAACUUUGACUUCUUCAUUAGCCACUACAGUAACGUGAGCACGCCCCCUUGUGUCCACGUGUACAAACUGAACAGCAGAGAAGAGGAUUCGCUCGGUCUGGUCCCAGAGUUUUGGGCCAGCAUGAUGGAGUCCCCAGGUUGCCCAGGAGAUUACAACCCACCAGAGAUUUUUGACUUUGCGGGGAAGUCUGGCUUUCAGCUUUAUGGGAUGGUGUACAAGCCUCACAACCUGCAGCCGGGACGGAAACACCCCACUGUGCUCUUCGUCUACGGGGGUCCACAGGUGAGUGCUCCUCUGCUGCCAGCUAAUGUUAGGAAGCUGCUGAGUCACACCUGCACCGACGAGGUGUGA
Knipowitschia caucasica is the source of this 1155-nucleotide messenger RNA. Lineage: Eukaryota; Metazoa; Chordata; Actinopteri; Gobiiformes; Gobiidae. The record is from the annotation of a GenBank genome assembly.